Molecule: messenger RNA, 729 nt
Organism: Cyphellophora attinorum
Lineage: Eukaryota; Fungi; Ascomycota; Eurotiomycetes; Chaetothyriales; Cyphellophoraceae
Product: Cystinosin-like protein
Exons: 2
Coding region: 1-729 (242 amino acids)
Biological process (GO): L-cystine transport
Cellular component (GO): vacuolar membrane; fungal-type vacuole
Molecular function (GO): L-cystine transmembrane transporter activity
Source: RefSeq, a predicted model, not a curated record
AUGACAGAUGAACAACUUGAGACGUUCCUAAGGUUUCCGCUGCUCAACGUCGUCGGUUUCGGUAGCUACACUAUAUCGACGGCGGCCUUCCUAUAUUCGCCAGUCAUUAAAAGCCAGUAUGCUGCCCGACAUCAUGGCCUUGAACCGACCGUACGUUUCAACGAUCUCGUCUUUGGCCUGCAUGCGGUCGUCCUGGUCGUCCUAACGUAUAGCCAAUUCUAUCCCUCACUCUGGGGGUUCACCCAUUCAGAUCGCCAACGAGCAAAUCGCCCGGUCGUUGGUUUGUGUAUCGCAUGUGCACUCGCACUUGUCAUCAUCGCCUUGCUUGCUGGCAUCAAAAACGGCGUCGAGAACCAGGAUCCGUACGACUGGGCCUGGAUCGAUCUGAUCUAUAUGUUUGGUUACAUUAAGCUGGCUGUCACAUUUGUUAAGUACAUUCCACAGGCUUGGCUGAACUAUAAGCGCAAAUCGACAGAAGGCUGGAGCAUAUAUCAGAUCUUGUUCGACAUUACUGGCGGAGUUCUGUCCAUGAUCCAGCUCAUCAUCGAUGCGAGCUUUCAGGAUGAUUGGAGCGGUAUCACCGGAAACCCGCUGAAAUUCGGUCUCAGUGUCGUGUCCAGCGGAUUCGAUUUGCUUUUCAUUGUGCAGCAUUAUAUCCUGUAUCGAGACUCGGAUCAGCGGCAGAAGCCUCGGGAGGAAGAGCCUCUCCUGCAGCAACCCGAGACCUGA